Molecule: messenger RNA, 1166 nt
Organism: Eupeodes corollae
Lineage: Eukaryota; Metazoa; Arthropoda; Insecta; Diptera; Syrphidae
Exons: 2
Coding region: 132-1121 (329 amino acids)
Source: RefSeq, a predicted model, not a curated record
UCAGCACUCAGCAGCUGUGAUGCUGUAGAGUUCUUCUUUGUUAAUUUUUAGUAUCGUAUGUUGUGAGUAAAUAAAUCUUAAACAAUUAAUUAAAAAUAAAGUCAUCACUCAAUUUUAAGUGUAAAAUAAAAAUGUUCGAAAAGGAUUCUUUAAAAGUUGAAGAUGUUUUUAGUUUUUCCUAUAAUUCAUCUCCAGAAACGGUAAAUAGUCCAAAACAAAACAGAGAUCAAUGGCGCAAAGUCUUGGGCACAUUCGAACUGGUUAAGGAUAAAACUUUAGUGACCGCAGUCAAAUCUGGAAAAAAAUCUAUUCAAAACAAAAAAAAGUAUGAGCAAAAUAAAAAAGCUAGAAAUUUUGGAAAAAAAACCACACCUAACUUGACAAACACAACCAGCAAAUUAAAUUCUUCACAGUGUAAUAUAAUGGAUUCGGAAAUCGUUUGGUCUUCUUCAAACGAGGAGUCCGAUGGCUGUGUAGGUAUUGCAAUUUCAAGAUAUAAUUUAAAAAAUGAUCACCAUGAAAUUGACUUCACUUGUUCGUCUUCUAAUGAGUCUGAGAAUGAAGAAAAUAAAUCCCUAGCCCAGAAUCGGCGCGUUACGCACCGAGAACAAUAUUUAAAACGUACACUUCAGGAUUCUGAGAUCAAUUGGUCAUCUUCCAAUGAGUCUGAAACGGAAGGAAAUUCGAGCCAAAAAAUCCGUCCAAAUGAUGAUUCAUAUUGUGAACUGGACUCUUUCGUUAAUGAAAUAGAGAAGGAUCUCCGGCGAACAAAAAAGAUUAAGCAAAAAUGUACAACCAAAAAAGGUGGGUUUUCGGAAAGUUUUCGAAAAGCCAUCAACAAAGCAAAAGCUGAUACAGGGUUUUUAGACUAUGAGCAACGGACGGAAAUAAUUUGUGGUUCCAACGGAGUAAUUGUUGAAAGAGAAGAGUCUUAUGGAACAUGCCUUGCAAAAGUUCAAAUAGAAGGAUCUUCGAAUUGCUACAUUCUCUUGGGGAAAAAAAUGCUAUCAAGUAAUAAGGAAAGUGUUAUAGUAUGUUUCCUAGAUGAAUCACAUCGUUAUACAGUAAAUGAUAAAAAUGUGUAUGUACAGCCCAAUAAAGUGAUAAAAGCGCACAAAUAAAAUAAAUAAAUAAUAAAUAUUUUUGUUUGAAAUGAUCGAAAGUUA